This is a messenger RNA of Cladophialophora immunda, 849 nucleotides long. RefSeq lists its product as uncharacterized. The record is from RefSeq and is a predicted model, not a curated record. The transcript is spliced from 5 exons. NCBI's taxonomy places the organism in Eukaryota, Fungi, Ascomycota, Eurotiomycetes, Chaetothyriales, Herpotrichiellaceae. Gene Ontology annotation, molecular function: oxidoreductase activity, acting on the CH-OH group of donors, NAD or NADP as acceptor. Gene Ontology annotation, cellular component: cytoplasm. The coding region runs from base 1 to 849 and encodes 282 amino acids.
AUGGGUUCAAGCGCCCAGGUUGCGCUGGUAACAGGAGGGGCAUCGGGAAUGGGAUUGGGUGUCGUGGAAGACCUAGUGCAAAAGGGUUGGAACGUUGCCAUUGUCGACGUCGAUGCCAGAAUGGGCCAUUCUGCGGAGGAAAGGCUGGGAACCCAGGUCCUUUUCAUCCGCGCCAACGUCGCCGACUACAAUCAACAGGCAGAGGCGUUCUCUCAGACGUGGGCGCAAUGGGGAAGACUUGAUCUUGUUUUGGCCAAUGCUGGAAUCCUUGACCGCAUGGACAUCACAGCGCCCGGCAAAGAAAUGGCAAACGGCGCACCUGCGAAACCAGAUACCCUGGCCGUCGACAUCUGUCUAUAUGGCGUGAUAUAUGCCGCCUAUCUCGCUCUGCAUUACUUCCGCAAAAAUGCGAACGGAAAAGGGAAUCUCGUUUUCACGUCGAGUCAGGGUGGCAUAUAUCCCGUCGUCGGAUUCACUCGAUCUCUGGCGCAACGAAUGAAGGAUCUGGGCGAACCCAUCACGGUCAACUGUAUUCUCCCCGGGCUCGUCCCGACCCCUCUUGCAAACACGGCAUUGUUGGCCGCGUUCCCCCAGGAGAUGAUUACGCCCGUCUCAACCAUCGUCAGAGCCGUCAAUGGAUUCAUUGAAGACCAGUCCCUGACGGGCCAGGCCGCAGAGUGCAGCGCUCGGGAAAUCCACUUUCGGCCAGUACUUCCGUACUCGAACGCCGCGGCCGAAUUUAUGAGCGCCGGGAAGUUUGCGGCGCUGGUCGAUAUGAAGGCGGCGAUGGAAGACGUGGAGAAGAAAACGAAAGUGUUCGAGGAGAAGAUGGCGGACGGCGGUGUGUGA